Messenger RNA from Papilio polytes (common Mormon), 1687 nucleotides. RefSeq lists its product as uncharacterized. Lineage: Eukaryota; Metazoa; Arthropoda; Insecta; Lepidoptera; Papilionidae. The transcript has a single exon. The record is from RefSeq and is a predicted model, not a curated record. Bases 817 to 1446 code for a protein of 209 amino acids.
UCCAGAAUAAGUUUUAUAACUCCGCUAUCUCUUAAUACCGUUCAGGGCCAAUUUUAGCAUAACCGUACCCUCGGCGAGUAGUGUAUCGCGCUUCCAAACUGCAAUACAAACCCAUCUGAAAAUAGGCGCCCGUGACGCCCCAUUAUGUCGGGCGCCCUGGGCGGCAGACCCACUUCGCCCUAACCUAACGUCACUACCGCAAUCGCUCGCUUUUGUUUUAUGAAUUUUUAUAAAAUAGCUGUAAAAAUUAAAUUCCCUAACUCUUUUGUUUUACGGAUGCUAAAUUUGGAAUCCACGCAUAAAAGAUACGCUUAACGCGUGCCAUAUUGAGAUUUAGCACCAAAUGAUAAACGGGGUCGUAAGCCGAGAUCCAAACAGUCCAUUGGCCAGAUAUAUACCUACUCUCUGCAAAGUAAACACAUCGCAACAGGGGUGCAUAUGUCAAGGCCCGUUGUAGCUCUUACAUCUAAGUCCAGAAUAAAUAUCUUCUUGAGAAAGCGCUAUCAAUGGUAUUAAUAAUAAAAAACAAUAAAUAAAAAUAUACAACGUAGCUCAGUAAUUUUAGUAUGUUAUCAAAACGUAAGUCAAAGAAGUAUUGAAAAUCGACAAAAGUAUUUGUGUAGUGUUUAUUUGUGCGUGUUGAAGCAAGAGAAGUGGUUAACGGUUAUUGAAAAGUUAUCCACACUGCUUACCUCUUCAAAUAAUAAACGUAUGUAAUAACAGUUAUUGAGAGAAAAAUAUUUAUAAUAAUAAGCAGAAAUAUUUAAGAAUCUCUGUAAUAGUAUCACAUAUCACUGUCCGCAUAAUCACAACGGGAUGUUUACAAUACUGUAUUCAAACUCAUUUCCGAGCAUAAAGUUGACUGAGCGGACAUAUCGCGAGAUGCGCUCCCAAAUUAUUUUAAUAACUUUCACUAUCCUUCUCGUGAUAGUGCAAAGUCACUGGAGUCUGAGGAGCGAGGACAGAUGUAUCAAUUACUACAGAACCGGGAGAAACUUCGACUUGAAUCAGAUGAACGGUGACUUCUACGCUGUGUACUACUGGCCGCCGAUACAACGUGAAAGAGAAACCUGCGGAGUAUUGAACUUCAGAGUCAUGUCGGACGAAGACGUGGAGGCGGCGACAGCUGAGUGUGAUGACGCUAUCGAUGAUGAUGAUAACGUGGUCCAAGCUACGUACAGAAACAGUACGGGGAAGCUGGUUAAUGUGUUAUACUACGGUAACGAGGAAGUAAAGCAUCUGAUGAGGUCGUGCGACAAAAUCUACAAGUAUUUGUUUAUUAGGAUUAAUGAUGUUUAUGUGAUGGGUAUUAACUGCUCGUCCGGGGGCCGCGGGAUCCUGCUGGCAAAGUCUUACCUGCCCGGCCUCAACGAAGUGCAAACGGUCGUCAGAAGUAUAGAGUUUAUGACGGGUCGAGAAGGCAAGCCAGAUUGCCCGCUGCCGUAAUGCUGCGGAACUGCUUAAAUAUUCAUAACGUUUAAUGUGUUUUAAAUAAAAAUUGUGUAUUAUUGUGUUUUUUCAAUAAAUUUGAUUUAAUUAUUGAUUGUUUUAUUUUAUUGGUAGUUUAUUUAGUUACAUAAUCUACGAGGUGUCUUUCCAUAUCUUUCCAAGUCUUAGGUUAAGUUUUUGCUAAACUUUCGUAGUUACAAAAUAAUCUUUAAGUUAGGAAAUUGCAUAAGCUAACGAA